This is a messenger RNA of Syngnathus typhle (broad-nosed pipefish), 3686 nucleotides long. RefSeq names its product eph receptor B2b (gene ephb2b). The record is from RefSeq and is a predicted model, not a curated record. Bases 258 to 3227 code for a protein of 989 amino acids. The transcript is spliced from 16 exons. Lineage: Eukaryota; Metazoa; Chordata; Actinopteri; Syngnathiformes; Syngnathidae. Gene Ontology annotation, molecular function: ATP binding; protein binding; transmembrane-ephrin receptor activity. Gene Ontology annotation, cellular component: plasma membrane; neuron projection. Gene Ontology annotation, biological process: central nervous system projection neuron axonogenesis; cell surface receptor protein tyrosine kinase signaling pathway; protein phosphorylation.
GAUAAUUUUACGUUAUACACACUCUAAAAGCUCAGGGUGAAUCAUUUGUGAGGGUAUGUCUCAAGGUAUUCCCCCGGUUUCUGUGUGUCUUUGGACUCGCCCAAACUUGGUCCAGAUUUGAGUCGCUUGUGUUUUGCUAUCCGAGCGCGCUGUGCAUGAGGUGAAGGAUCACCGGUACCCUCUCCACGUCGGGCUGUCAAUGGCUUUCUGGACCUAUUGCAUUUGAUUGCCCGGGCCGUUUUUGAGUGACCACGACCAUGGAUAUUCUAUGGAUAUUAUGGACCUUGCCGGUCGUAAUAGCUGUUGAAGAGACACUCAUGGACUCCACCACAGCCACAGCCGAGCUCGGCUGGACCGUCUAUCCGGUGUCGGGAUCCAGCGACAACAGCUGGGAGGAGGUGAGCGGCUACGACGAAAACAUGAACACCAUUCGCACCUACCAGGUGUGCAACGUUUUCGACAACAACCAAAACAACUGGGUGCGCACUAAAUACAUCCGGCGGCGCGGCGCGCAGAGAAUUCACGUGGAGAUGAAGUUCUCCGUCAGGGACUGCAGCAGCAUCCCCAACGUUCCCGGCUCCUGCAAAGAGACGUUCAACCUCUACUACUAUGAGUCGGACGCUGACACGGCGACCAGGACCUCUCCGGCCUGGAUGGAGAACCCCUGGAUCAAGGUGGACACCAUAGCGGCCGACGAAAGUUUCUCCCAGGUGGACCUCGGCGGGAGAGUGAUGAAGAUCAACACCGAGGUCCGCAGCUUCGGGCCCGUGUCAAGAAACGGCUUCUACCUGGCCUUCCAGGACUACGGCGGCUGCAUGUCCCUCAUAGCCGUCCGAGUCUUCUACCGAAAGUGUGCUCGCAUCAUCACCAACGGGGCGUUAUUCCAAGAGACCUUGUCCGGGGCGGAGAGCACCUCGCUGGUGGCGGCGCGGGGGGUUUGCAUCUCCAACGCGGAGGAGGUGGACGUCCCCAUCAAGCUGUAUUGCAACGGUGACGGCGAAUGGAUGGUACCCAUCGGACGCUGCAUGUGCAAGGCUGGCAACGAGGCGGCGCAAAACGGGACCGUGUGUCGAGCGUGCCCGUCGGGAUUCUUCAAGCCCACUCAGGGCGAUGAGUCGUGCCGGCAGUGUCCCAUUAACAGCCGCACCACCAGUGAAGGAGCCAUAAACUGCAUCUGCCGCAAUGCCUACUACCGCACCGACUCGGAUCCCUUACAGAUGCCCUGCACCACGGUCCCUUCGGCUCCGCAAAACGUCAUCUCCAGCGUGAACGAGACCUCGGUCAUGCUGGAGUGGAUGAGCCCUCGGGAUUCGGGCGGCCGCGAGGACGUAGUCUUCAACAUCAUCUGCAAGAGCUGCGGAGGAGGCCGUGGCGGCUGCACACGGUGCGGCGACAACGUCCAGUUCCUUCCCCGCCAGCUGGGUCUGACCGAGCCGCGGGUGUAUAUCAGCGACCUGCUGGCACACACGCAGUAUACGUUCGAGGUGCAGGCGGUCAACGGUGUGUCGGACCAGAGUCCCUACUCGCCGCAAUACUCUUCGGUCAACAUCACCACCAACCAAGCUGCGCCGUCCACAGUGUCCAUCAUGCACCAAGUGAGUCGCAGUGUGGACAGCAUCACUCUCUCCUGGUCCCAGCCAGAUCAGCCCAAUGGAGUCAUCCUGGACUAUGAGCUGCAGUACUAUGAAAAGGACCAGUCAGAGUACAAUUCCACCGUCGUGCGGAGCCAGACCAACACGGCGGUUGUCCGAGGCCUCAAGUCGGGGAGCAUCUACGUCUUCCAGGUGCGAGCGCGCACCGUCGCUGGCUUUGGACGCUACAGCGGCAAACUCUACUUCCAGACCAUGACGGAAGCUGAAUACAACAGCAGCAUUCGCGAGAAGCUGCCCCUCAUCAUCGGCUCGGCGGCUGCGGGCUUGGUCUUCCUCAUUGCUGUGGUUGUCAUCAUCAUUGUGUGCAAUCGGAGGCGUGGCUUUGAUAGGGCAGAUUCCGAAUACACAGACAAGCUGCAGCAUUACACCAGCGGCCACAUGUCUCCAGGAAUGAAGAUCUAUAUUGAUCCGUUCACGUAUGAGGACCCCAAUGAGGCCGUGCGCGAGUUUGCCAAGGAGAUUGAUAUCUCCUGCGUGAAGAUCGAGCAGGUCAUCGGCGCAGGAGAGUUCGGCGAGGUGUGCAGCGGCAACCUGAGGCUGCCCGGCAAGCGGGAGAUGUUUGUGGCCAUCAAAACCCUGAAGACGGGCUACACGGAAAAGCAGCGGCGGGAUUUCCUCAGCGAGGCCAGCAUCAUGGGCCAGUUCGACCAUCCCAACGUCAUCCGCCUGGAGGGCGUGGUCACCAAGAGUAGUCCCGUCAUGAUUGUCACUGAGUUCAUGGAGAACGGAUCUCUGGACUCCUUCCUCAGGCAAAAUGACGGCCAGUUCACGGUUAUCCAACUGGUGGGAAUGCUACGAGGCAUCGCCUCGGGUAUGAAGUACCUGGCUGACAUGAACUAUGUGCAUCGCGACCUGGCCGCCCGCAACAUCCUGGUCAACAGCAAUCUGGUGUGCAAGGUCUCUGACUUUGGCCUCUCGCGCUUUCUGGAAGAUGACACGUCAGACCCCACCUACACAAGUGCCCUGGGUGGGAAAAUCCCCAUUAGGUGGACUGCGCCCGAAGCCAUCCAGUACAGGAAGUUCACCUCGGCCAGCGAUGUGUGGAGCUACGGGAUCGUCAUGUGGGAAGUCAUGUCGUACGGGGAGAGGCCCUACUGGGACAUGACCAAUCAAGAUGUUAUUAACGCCAUUGAGCAAGACUACCGGCUGCCGCCCCCUAUGGACUGUCCCAGCGCGCUGCACCAGCUCAUGUUGGACUGCUGGCAGAAGGACCGCAACAACCGACCUAAAUUCAGUCAGAUCGUCAACAACCUGGACAAGAUGAUCCGUAAUCCCAACACCUUGAAGGCCAUGACCCCCUUAUCAUCAGGUGUGCAUCUGCCAUUGCUGGACCGCAGCAUCCCAGACUUCUCGAGCUUCAGCACGGUGGACGAGUGGCUGGACGCCAUCAAGAUGGGCCAGUAUAAGGACAACUUUGCCAACUCAGACUUCACCACGUUUGAUGCGGUGUCCCAGAUGACCAUGGAUGACAUCCUGCGGGUAGGCGUGACAUUAGCGGGCCAUCAGAAGAAGAUUCUCAACAGCGUCCAGAUGAUGCGGGCCCAGAUGAACCAGAUCCAGUCAGUAGAGGUCUGACCUUCCCCCAAGAAGAGCAGCGGUCCUGAGAGGGCCGGCCGGGGGGCUCUGAGGGGGGCACCCCUCCACCCCACCCCCGGCAAGCACCGAGGACGAAGCGGAUGCUUGUUGGUGUGAUCCCACCCCUUCCUUGACACUUUCCCUUCCCUCACCCAACACUCCUUUACUCACCCCUUUCACCAUCCAUCCACAGAGAGUUCUGGUAUUGAGAACCACAGGAGCCCCAAAAACAAGUGACCAGCAACACUUAUUUUUCUUCAUCCACCGAUUUUCAAGGUUUGUUGUCAUAAUUUUGUAAAGAAUUUUGUAAGGGGAAAAAAAGAUAAAUAAUGAAAGGAGUUUAUGGACAAUUAAAGACAAUAUAAAGUUGGACACUAGAUGAGUAGGAGAGCUACCCUUUAAAAGGGCGUGAUACAAAAAAAAAAAGAAACCAAGCAUCUGUCUGUCCUGGAAGACGGG